GCCUAUACGACCAGCAUCGGGCGCAGACUGAGAUACACCGCGCGCGCGCCCUCUUCCCCUCGUGCGGUGCUCGGCCUAGGCAGCCAGUGCUCGACGUCCCCUCCUUCGUCCCCUCCCCCGCCGGGUCCCUUACUCACCCAGUCACUCCUUUGCUCGGUUGCUCGCCUACUCGCCUCGGUCAUCAUGCGGUCCUAUGCUCUGUCACUCUGGCUUGUGCUCUCCGUCCCACUGUCUUAUGCUGCUACCGUCCCUUUCACGAGGCAACGAUAUCCUGACGCGGGGGCACAUCUGAGACGGAGGAGCGGAAGGUCGUCUUAUUCGCGUCCGGUCGUAGAUGCUGCCACAGACUCCGACGGCAGCGAUGCAACGAGUCUCAAUACGGUUCACGAUCUGCUGUAUAUUGCCAAUGUCACUAUUGCCGGCACAGUAUACCCUCUCCAAAUUGAUACCGGUUCAUCAGACCUUUGGGUCAAAGGCACUUCAUUCCCUUUAUCAAACACAACACACACGUCGCAAGCAUAUAAUAUGACGUACGGAAUCGGCUGGGCAUCUGGCAACGUUUCAUACGCUACAGUAGAGUUCGCUGGUGUCGAGGUGCAAAACCAGGCGUUCAUGGACGUCAAGGUCGCGAACAACCCUGCCCUCUCUUACGGAGCCGACGGGAUCCUUGGUCUCGGCUUCGACUCCCUCUCCACGGUCGACGCGCUCAUCAACAGGACGGGGGCCAGCACCGGCCGGACAUUCCUCUACAACGCGUUCGCGAAGGACAAGUCCGAGCCCAACUUCAUCUCCUUCACGCUUGAGGACACGGAGGACUCGUACGACAGCGUCCAGGGCUACUUCUCGAUCGGCGAGUACAACCCGUCGUACACCGCCAUCGAGAACAGCAGCGAGAUCUCGACGUGGCCCGAAUCCAGCCCGACGCGGUGGAGCGUCCUGCUGGACUACCUCCUGCUCAAGGACAGCGCCGUCAUGCCGACGAGCGUCGUUUCCGGUGUGCCGUCUGGCAAGGCGGUGGUUGUCUUAGACAGCGGGACAUCGUACUCGUAUGUUCCGACUGCUAUAGCUCAAGCGAUCUACGGAGAGGUCUCGGAUGCUUCCUUCGACGAGGAUCUGGGUCAGUGGAUCGUCCCUUGUGAUGCCGAAGUCGAUAUUGCACUUCAAUUCGGUGAUACCGUGUUCCCUAUUAGCCCUUUGGAUAUUACGCCUAAGGACUCGUCAAACGCGUCGCGUUGUGCUGGCACCAUAAUACCUGAUGAUGGCCUUGGCGGGACAGAGUUCGACUGGCUCAUUGGGGACAACAUUCUGCGCUCCGUCUACGCUGUCUACGACUUCGGUGAUUAUGACUCGGCCGGCAAGUUGGGCAACCCAUAUAUCAAGCUCCUCCCCAUUGUCGACGCCAGCCAAGCCUCGGUGGACUUUCACAAGACGCGCGGCGGCACUGCGCAAAAUGUCACCUACAACUCCGCCAACGUCACCGGGGCCACCGCUUCCGGUGGCAGCACGAGCGUCGACCUCUCCGACAAGCUCGUCAACACUCUGAACACCGUCGGCAACUUCCUCCCCGCCGUCCUGGCGCUCAUGGCACUCAAUACGCUCCUGCUGCUCGGCCUCAUUGGCGGAGGGAUCUGGUGGAUCUUGCGGAAACGCGGCCGCUCGCGCGCACGUCGCAACCCGGGUCGCUCGGAACCUAUGCCCAUGAACACGAUGUCGACGGUGGGCCUGAUGAACAGUCGGGACUCGCACUCGUACCAGCCUGUGUCCAUGGCACUCACCGAGGACAUGCCCUUCACCCCGCCGACACCCGCGUUCUCGCAACCAGGUUUCGACGGCGGGAACAACCGCUUGCGCGCGUCCACCGUGAGCGUGAGCCCGAUCGAGCGACCGAAGUCAGUUGCAUAGUGUGCGGAUAUCAUUGCUUGGUGGGGACGGUAUGUUCCUGUAUUACUACCCUGCUGGGUAUGGACUGCUUUGUGGGUAGUUUUUGCACGAUACGCAUCUAGGACGGUUGGUAUGGACGGUCGUAGCUAGCGGUCUCCUUGCUUU
Molecule: messenger RNA, 2046 nt
Organism: Rhodofomes roseus
Lineage: Eukaryota; Fungi; Basidiomycota; Agaricomycetes; Polyporales; Fomitopsidaceae
Product: aspartic peptidase domain-containing protein
Exons: 10
Coding region: 184-1902 (572 amino acids)
Biological process (GO): proteolysis
Molecular function (GO): aspartic-type endopeptidase activity
Source: RefSeq, a predicted model, not a curated record